Alosa alosa (allis shad) is the source of this 9200-nucleotide messenger RNA. RefSeq names its product membrane-associated phosphatidylinositol transfer protein 2-like. Lineage: Eukaryota; Metazoa; Chordata; Actinopteri; Clupeiformes; Clupeidae. The record is from RefSeq and is a predicted model, not a curated record. Gene Ontology annotation, molecular function: phosphatidylcholine binding; phosphatidylcholine intramembrane carrier activity; phosphatidylinositol transfer activity. Gene Ontology annotation, biological process: phospholipid transport. Gene Ontology annotation, cellular component: cytoplasm.
AACAGCCCUUUAUAGCUCCAAGAGAGGUGGAGACAUAAGAAGAGGGAAGAAGACAGGAGGGAAGGGUGAAAAAACAGCUCCCAAGCCAGUGAGAGAGGAGAGGGGGAGAGAGAGAGAGUGAGUGUGUGUGUCAGCUUUUUUUUUCUCCUUUUGACUGAUUCCACUGCUCCUGUUGCUCUUCAUCUUUCUCUGAUGGGUGGGAUUACAAGCGGAAAACCCAAAUAGAGAUGAUAGAAUGACAACCCUCUCUGCUGUUUAUCGCGUGGAAGGCAGUGGUGGAAUGGAUGGUCCUCCUAGAUUGAUUGGAUCAGUGGGAUAAACAUGCCAUGUUGAUGUAAGCCAGCAAACAGGUGUCCAGGAUGAGCUGGAUCGGAACCUGCUGACUCCCCUGCGGAGGAGCGUGGGUCUCUGCCUGGCAGACUGCCCCCGCCGGCCGACCGACCCCUGACGCAGCGUCCCAGCCGCCCACCUCAACCCUCCGUCUCCACCCUACCUCCACCCCACCCAGGCCAACAUGCUGAUUAAGGAGUACCGGAUCCCCAUGCCGCUGAGCGUGGAGGAGUACCGCAUCGCCCAGCUCUACAUGAUCCAGAAGAAGAGUCGAGAAGAGACCUGUGGCGAGGGCAGCGGGGUGGAGAUCCUAGAGAACCGGCCGUAUGCGGAUGGUCCCGGCGGUGAGGGCCAGUACACGCACAAGGUGUACCACAUCGGCCAGCACAUCCCAGGCUGGUUCCGCUCCAUACUGCCCAAGGCAGCGCUGCGUGUCGAGGAGGAGUCCUGGAACGCCUACCCAUACACACGCACACGCUAUACGUGCCCAUUUGUGGAGAAGUUCUCCAUUGACAUUGAGACGCACUACAAGCCGGACACUGGGACCAAAGAGGAUGUCUUUAACCUGUCCUCGUCAGAGACCGAGAGAACCGUAGAUCCCAUAGACAUAGUGAAAGACUUUAUCGCCCCUCAUGAGUACUUGGCGGAGGAGGAUCCUCGCCUUUACACGUCGGAGAAGACGCUUCGGGGGCCACUGACGGACGACUGGAUCCAGCAGAUUGAGGACUACCCGGGCAAGAGUCCCGUCAUGUGCGCCUACAAGCUGUGCAAGGUGGAGUUCCGCUACUGGGGCAUGCAGUCCAAGAUCGAGCGCUUCAUCCACGAUGUGGGUCUGCGUAAGGUGAUGGUGCGCGCCCACAGGCAGGCGUGGUGCUGGCAGGACGAGUGGUACGGCCUGACCAUCGAGGACAUCCGGCAGCUGGAGCUGGAGACCCAGCUGGCACUCGCCGCCAAGAUGGCGCAGUACAGCUGCAAUGAGGAGGGGGGCGCCGGAGAGGCCAAGGGCGCGGCUCCCACCCCCGACCAGCAGCCCGAGGACAAGCAGCCAAUCAGCACGACCGAGGCCGAGGAGUCAGGGCGUGGCUCGGUGGACACUCUGCAGGCCAAAGGGGAGCUGACCAAGCAGUGGUCCACCUCCUCGCGCUCCUCACGCUCCUCAAAGAGGGGGGCAGGAAGUCCGUCUCGCCACAGCCUAUCAGAAUGGCGCAUGCAGAGCAUAGCUCGAGACUCCGACGACAGCACAGACGAUGAGUUCUUUGAUGCCCCUGAGGGCUUCUCUGACAAUGAGGAGAUGUUCACCAAGGAGAUCACCAAGUGGAGCUCCAACGACAUGAUGGAUAAGAUUGAGACAACAGAUGCUGAUGAAUCGCAAGGUGAAUUGUAUCCAGAACCUGGGGGUGAUUUUGUUGAACCACCUAGUAUGGAAAGGAUCACUGAGGACGGCUCCUCUCAGCAGUGCUUGCAGCCCUCCAAGAUCCAUGUGCUCGUUCUGGUCCUCCACGGCGGGAACAUCCUGGACACUGGGGCCGGCGACCACACCAGUAAGCAGGGUGAUCUGAACACGCUCAACACGGCGUUUGAGACGGUCAUGCGCGUGCACUACCCGGCUGCAUUGGGUCGUAUCGCCCUGCGCCUCGUGCCCUGCCCACCCGUCUGCGCUGAGGCCUUCUCUCUCGUCUCCCACCUGAGUCCGUACAGCUAUGACGAGGGCUGCUUGUCCAACAGCCAGGACCACAUCCCCCUCGCCGCACUGCCUCUACUGGCCACCUCCGCCCCCCAGUACCAGGAGGCAGUUGCCACGGUGAUCACACGGGCCAACCAGGUGUACAGCGACUUUGUCAGGUCUGCCGAAGGAGCCUCCUUUUCUGGCCAGGUGUGUCUGAUUGGAGACUGCGUGGGGGGUAUCCUGGCGUUUGAUGCUCUGUGUAGCAGCAACGUGAGUGUGUGUGAGAGCCAGAGCAGCAGUAGACGGACCAGCAUCGUCAGUGUGCAGGACCAUGACCUGCUGUCUCCGGCUCUCCUGGUGAAUUCUGGGCCGUGUGGUUCCACUCUGGAGGGCAGUCGGCAUCUGAGCCGCAGCAACAUCGACAUCCCACGCUGCACUGGGGCUGAAGAACCACGGAAACAGUUGCCGCGGAAACGCAGCGACUCUUCCACCUAUGAGCUGGACACCAUCAAACAACACCAGGCCUUUCUGUCAAGUCUCCACUCCAGCGUGCUGCGUAACGACCCCGGCUCCCGUCGCUCAAGCAGCAGCACCAUGCUGGAGGGGGGCGCUCUGGGCAAGUUUGACUUUGAGGUGACGGACUUCUUCCUGUUCGGCUCCCCACUGGGCCUGGUUCUGGCCCUCAGGAAGACCGUGGUCCCAACGCUGGACGUGGGCCAUCUGCGGCCGGCCUGCCAGCAGGUGUACAACCUCUUCCACCCGGCCGACCCGUCGGCCUCGCGCCUGGAGCCCCUGCUGGAGAAGCGCUUCCACGUGCUGCCGCCCUUCAGCGUGCCACGCUACCAGCGCUUCCCUCUGGGGGACGGACUCUCCGCCCUGCUGGUGGAGACGGUCCAGAGCAGCCCGCAGCUGUUUUUGGACGGGGUGUGUGGUGCACCCCUGCGCUGCUCCGAAGCGGUCAGCGAGACCUCCAUCCCUGUGCCCGUGCUCAACUGGCACGCCCCGCCAGGCCCCGCUGAGUCAGACAUCGUUCACACGCACGGCGGGAUGUUCCUGGAGAGCUCCCACCCCCCGUCCCCAGUGGUGCUCUGUGCCACCCGUCCCCCGCGCCGGCCGAGCGAGGUCAGCAUCUGCAGUCAGGCUUCGGGACACGCCGACAACUACAGUGCCACCAACAUGGCCAAUAUUGCAGGCCGGUGGUGGGGCACUAAGCGGGUAGACUUUGCCCUCUACUGCCCAGACGCGCUGACAGCAUUCCCCACAGUAGCCCUGCCACACCUUUUUCACGCCUCCUACUGGGAGUCCACAGAUGUGGUGUCCUUCCUGCUCAGACAGGUGAUGAGACAUGAGAGCUCCAGCAUUCUAGAGCUGGAUGGGAAAGAGGUGACCGAGUUCACCCCCUCCAAACCACGCGAGAAGUGGCUGAGGAAGAGGACCCAUGUCAAAAUUAGAAAUGUGACGGCUAACCACCGUGUGAAUGAUGCUGUAUUCACGGAAGACGGCCCUCAGGUGGUCACCGGACGCUUCAUGUAUGGCCCACUCGACAUGGUCACUCUCACUGGAGAGAAGGUGGACAUCCACAUUAUGAUGCAGCCUCCAUCAGGGGAUUGGGUGUACUUUGACAUGGAGCUGACCAAUAGCAGCGGCCGCAUCUCCUACAACAUUCCUGAGAGCAAGCGCCUCGGUAUCGGGGUUUACCCAGUCAAGAUGGUGGUCAGAGGAGACCACACGUCUGCGGACAGCUACCUGACCGUGCUGCCCAGAGGCACUGAGUUUGUGGUGUUCAGUAUCGACGGCUCCUUCGCCGCCAGCGUGUCCAUCAUGGGGAGUGACCCCAAGGUCCGUGCCGGGGCGGUGGACGUCGUCAGGCACUGGCAGGACCUGGGCUACAUGAUCGUGUAUGUGACCGGGCGGCCGGACAUGCAGAAGCAGCGCGUGGUGGCCUGGCUCUCGCAGCACAACUUCCCCCACGGCAUCGUGUCCUUCUGCGACGGCCUCGUGCACGACCCGCUGCGCCACAAAGGCAACUUCCUCAAAUCUCUUAUCUGUGAGGCUCACAUGAAGAUCUUUGCUGCAUACGGCUCCACUAAGGAUGUUUCUGUGUACGCCUCUAUUGGCCUGCCACCCUCAAACAUCUACAUAGUCGGACGACCCACCAAGAAGAUGCAGCACCAGUGCCAGUUCAUCUCAGAGGGCUACGCCACUCACCUGUCCCAGCUGGAGUACAGUCAGCGCUCACGGCCAGCCAAGACCAACAGCGCGCGCAUGGUCCUGCGCAAGAGCAGCUUCGGCCUGGGCGGCAGCGGCGACUUCCUGCGUAAGCGCAACCACCUGCUGCGCACCAUCAGCUCGCAGCCAGGCGCAGCGGGGGCCCAGGGCCAGCAGGGGGCGCCACCGCUGCCCGUCGGCCGGGCCAGUGGCGCCACAGCCAAUCGGACGGGCGGGGGCUUGAACGGCGGACAGCGCAGCAUGAGCGUGGCGGCCGGGUGCUGGGGCCGCACGGGUAGCACCAGGCUGGACAGCGCCCUGCUCAGCCCUAAGUAGGAGAUUUGAAAAGGAAGAAAAAAAAACUCCCAGAAUGCCUCAGGUGUGGCCAACGGACAGACUUGGACAGGAAAGGAGUCGCCACUGCCCCCUGGGGGUGGGAGUAGGGAGGAGUGGAGCUGCUGCAAGAAAAGCGGACUGCAAGGGUGUGUGUGAGGGAGCGUGUGGUGUUAAUUAUGUGUGUGUGUGUGUGUGUGUGUGUGUUUGUGUGUGUGGGUGUGUGUGUGUGUGUGUGUGUGUGUGGGGAGAGAAGAGUGAGUGAAAGAGACGUGCAGUUCCUCUCUCACGCCUUAAGCUUCGGCCUCUAGCGACAACGCUGGCCAGUCCGGGCACAAAACGUGAAUGUAAAGUCACACACCAGAACUAGCCACUGCUCCUCCUACCUGUCCUCCCCAGUUUGGGUGGGACUAGGGGUCCCAACAGCCAAUAGUGUCUCCACACUCCGUCAGCUUCUCCCACCUUCUCAGGGCAGCCUUAGAGGACACGCCCCAUUUACCCAGAAGCCUCCAGCGUCACUGUCCCCUGCUUCACCAGGCAAUAAGAGCCCUGCUCACUCUGGUCUAGAUCUCCCCUCACUCUGGUCAACAGACCCUUCCACACUCCGGUCAACAGACCCUUCCACACUACAGUCAACAGCUCCCUCUCCUGACCAGAUCUCCCUAUUGCACCUCUGAGCAGAACCCUUCAUUCUGUAGAGCCCCUCCUGCUCUACUGAAGGGAUCCUGCUAUUGAAGAAGGGAUCCCUUCAUAUUCUCCUAAAUACACCCCCUUCUCUCUCUCUCUCUCUCUCUCUUUCUCUUUCUCUCUCUCUCUUAAGGGGAGAUCCCAAGGCUUCUUAGCUGGACAGAUUAAAUAAUGAUCGCUCAAAAGACCUGAGUCACUCAGACCACUGCUGAUAAUUCUUCUCAAAGAUCUCUGAUUGUUCAGUAGAUUUCUUCUCUAAUAAACAGAUUCCUAUUAAGUUUGGCCUGCCGAGGGCUCCAGAGGCCUUAACUCUUAUUAAACACAGCGAACUUAGCAGGGACAGAUCCUUUGUGUGGACCAUAGGAAUUUUGAACUCCUGUGGACCGUCGUUCACUCUUGUAUAUGGCACGAUCCCUUUACCAGGUCCUCUGCUUCUCGCAAUAGCUCUGAACGCGCUCUCUUUCCCUCUCUCCUCCUCCUCGUAAUGCCCCCAUUAUCCUGGGUGCUGCUGCUGCUCACACACACACACACACACACACACACACACACACACACACACACACACACACACACACUGGCAUGUCUCCAGUGCUCUGCUGUACCACCAUGUCAGCUGUCCAGCUGCCUACCUGCAAGCUGAGGGAGGGUGCACAGGUGGUGGCCUAGUGGUCACUCCAGGCCAGGCACCAUUGACCACUCCAGUUGCCAUCCCACCCUCGCCCCCCUCCCUCCUUGGCGGCCCGACAGUCAGUCUUGCCCUGGCCUGAGGCAAAUGAGUUCAUUGGCACACAUGCAUACACAGGCUCACUCACCUGCACACAGUCUGCAGUGUUAUUGUCAGUAACUCAAUUAUGAGGCGUCUGUGUGUGUGUGUGUGUGUGUGUGUGCUUGCCUUGUGUAUGCAAAACAAAAGCUGUCCUUUAGUACACAUCAACUGUUUCAGGUUGUAGCCUAUCCAAAUUGUUCUCGAGGAGAUUCUAAAUUGAUUUCUUAUUUUAUUUUAAGUUUUUAUUUAAGUUUUGACCCCAAGUUUUGCACCAUUUAAUCCACCAUGAUGUUAGUAUCACUCCCAUGAUGGUAAAUUAGGUAAACACAUACAGUACACAGAAUCAUGCAGAUGACUAGGUGAAGAAGCCAUUGAUAUUCAGAACCACAUGUAAACAUAUUGACACUGCUGUACGACUGCUGUAUGUGAACACACUGACUCACAUUGACCCUAUGGAUUCUAUAUGAUGUAAUAAAGCGGCAUCAGUCUGAUGGGGUUCUUGGAAACCCCGUCAUGAUCAGAACCUCUUUGAUGCGGGACAACUGCUGGGGCAUCUGAUGGGGCUGUGUGGAGCAAAGGGAGGAAAUGAUGUUAUCCUACAGCUGGGUGUACAUACAACUGAUAAAUAAUAUAAAUGUUGUGCAGGAGGGACUCCGCAGUGGAGACGUUAUUUAUUUGUUUUAUUUUACUUGCAUAUAUAUGUGGAUUCAUCAAGGUAUGGAUCUUUUAGGUUUACUGUAUUUCAGUUGUGUAGCUCCUCUGUCUUUUAGGACAGGAAAUCGGCACCAGACUUUUGCCAUUACACCUCAUUGCAGGUCACACACACACACAUACAAACAAACACAUAUAUGUACAGUACAUAGCAGACCAAACCAAAACACAGUAAAACCCAUCAGGAUAGAUACAGACAUAGACACCUGCACAGACACAUAUACACACACACACACACACACCCCAUCACACCAUGUAUCAUCAUCUCAGAAGGACAUGAAAAACAGCCCUGACAAUCACACACAGUCACAUUCACGCACCUCUUACUGUUUAUUAAUAACUCACCAACACGGAUUUCUGACAGACGGAAAAAGGACCCGAUCAAGAGAUGUCCUAAGAAUGACCAUGCCAGACUGUAAAAUGGUGGCCAGUACUUUUGGCCUGUGACCAAAAGUGAUUUCAUGAUUUUUCUACAAUUGUCUACUGGGACAAUAUUGGGAGCCAUUGUUCUGAGAGGCCAUUUGCAUGUAUACAAAGCAACAUGUAGCACAUGAAGGGUAUUCAUUUUUUAUGACCAUUUCUCAUUUUUAAUCAUUAUGUGCUCUUUGUGACCCAACCCCACAAGCAUCGUCUGUGUAAUGACUCACCACUACUGGUCCAGCCACAAGACACACCAUAAACUGACCAGUUUUAUUACAAGAAACCAGGAUCAACCCAAAGGCACCUCUUGGAAUACCAUGGACUAUCAUAAGGCUUUGUUGGUUUGAACACUUUGUUGUUAACGAUGUUACAACUGAUGUGUGCUGGACUCUAGAAUUCCAAACGGGCCGGUCAGGACAGGCUGCUCUGCUUUCCCAUCAUGCAACACUCCUGCACACAGUGACCAUUCCACACAUCAAGAGAGCACAAGCAUGGCAUCAUCAAACUCCUCCCCUUUUACUGCCACUUUACACACACACACACACACACACUUAUUGCUGUUGAACAAUGCACUCUUACUGAACACAUCCACAGUCACAGGACAUGCUGGCUGCAAAUACACACUAGAAGACACACAUUGCCGCUGCCAACACACACUCACACUGCUGCCGCUAUACCUGCAAACACGAGGACAAACUUUUUGGGGUUUUAUACCACAACACACACACACAGAAAGGAAAAAAAAAACUUUUCUCAAACUGGACUGUUUUUGUAAAUGCCUGCAGGUUGAACACCACACCACCUGGCCUCUCAGGCGGGUUGUCUUUCUCACAGGCCUGAAAGGGUUAAAAAGCUGCUUGUGGUCGGCUGUGAUGUAGCAUCAUGUUUAUAAACUCAACUCACUCGGUUCACCAUAACCAUGGGGGGUGGGGGUGUUCCAGGUACGUGGCUUAGCGAAACAACUUGGGUAUGUUUACUUGAAGUAAGUGGAUGAAUUCAGUCUGCAAAACAAAGCCAUGGGACCCUUCUGCUGGGACGUCUUACUCCGAGUUCAUUUAUCCAAGUUCUUCACUAAAUCACGUUCUCGGGAAAACCCUCAAAUGGUUCUAGCCCCCCCUUCCGGGCCUGGUCUGGCUUAGAUUCCUGGGCCAAUUUCACUCUGCAGUCAGGUCUAAGGAGGAGGGGAUCCCAAAACAACCCCCUUCUAAGUGUGUGUGUCAAAAGUAUACCUGUGAUCAUAUCGUAAUCAAAAAUGUAUCUGUUAAUCCUACUCUGCAUUCGUACUCAUGCAUUUGUAACUGUAAGUGCAUUGCAUGCGCCAUCUGAGGAGUGUAGUGAGUGAGGCCAAAUGUGUAUGUGUUAUGGCUUUCAGUUAACAGUAAUAAGACAGACAAACAUACACAAUCUAAAAAUGACCAUAUUUUGUUAUACAUUCAAAAGUAUACGGCAUGUAUGGGGAAAAAAUGUCAACUAUGUAGAAAGACAUUUCAGAUGUUUUGCACCAGAUAUAGAUUAUUCUACAUAAAUUAAAAUACAAUAGCAUUGUAAAAUGUAUGAAUGUACACUUGAAGAUAUGGAGGUGGUGAUAAUUUAGCUAUAUUUUCAGUAUGUACAUCUGACAUAUUUAUGUUUUAUGGCGGGGUGGGGGUAAGCGAUCUGAAAUCAACCUGUAUUUAACACAUCUGUACAUUUUUCAGUGUUACUUCUGGUUUGGCUGCAGAACCAGGUAACUCUGGCUCUGUUUUUAGUGUCGGGGACGCGACUCAUCAGAUCGACAACCAAGAACGACAGACUGGUGUGAACAAAGUGAAAACAAACGACACUCACACAGUAUACUGUAUUGCCAUACUUGGGUGGGGGUACAUCAGCUGAUUUUAGCGAGUAAGUAAGCAACGACCAGUAGGGAUCCUAUUCAAUCUUGAGUUCACAGAGUGUAUUUAACUGUUUAGAUCUGUGCUUUUUGCCCCUUUGCUCCACCUCUCCCCUGGCUGUUGUUAAGUACCCUGCUCCAUCAGCAGGUCUUUCUGUCAGACCUGCUCAGUUAUGUACUGUGGAUUAAAACAGUUGAACAGCAACUAA